Spirometra erinaceieuropaei is the source of this 3677-nucleotide messenger RNA. Lineage: Eukaryota; Metazoa; Platyhelminthes; Cestoda; Diphyllobothriidea; Diphyllobothriidae. The record is from the annotation of a GenBank genome assembly.
AUGGGUGGCAGCACUUCGAAAGUUCUAGACGUGGAGGAGGUCGAUGAAAUUUCCAAGGAAACUGGAUGUAACUAUUGGUUUCUUAAUCGCUCAUUUUUUAGUUUCACCCAAACAAAUUCACCGACUUUACAAUCGUUAUGUAUCAUUAGAUCGCUCGAAAGCGGGACAUUUGAAGUAACUCCCUCCUUUAAUCUAUGGUAUUUUUAGACGUCAAGACUUUCUUUUAAUCCCUGAACUAGCCAUCAACCCACUGGGCGAUCGGAUCAUUAAUGAGUUUUUCAAGGGAGGGUAAGUGCCCAUUUCGAAGUAAACGAUCAAUGGCCGUUGUAAUACUCUAGCGAUUUAUCUCUUACCGGACCUCGUGGUACUUCCAGAAGAAUUAUUAUUUCUGUGUUUUGUAGUUUAUAUUAAUUUAUUGCGAUCUUAGCCGUGACAAGAGGUUCCUCUUCCUUGUUGUUUCCAGUCAACCUUAGCUAGAUACCAUUGAGACCAAAUGCCGUCAGAAUAUUCGUGUCCACCUUAUCACCGCUAUUAGUUCACACGGUUUCUUCACUGCUAUCUCGUGGGCAGUGAAGGCGCAAAUAUACGAGCAUUGGGUAGUCGAGUUUGGCUCCUACACCGAAUUUAUUUUGUGGUUUGAGUACUCCCAAAGAUCACGUAAUGUACAAAAACUAAGUAGGUAUUCAUACAUCUAAUUAUUUAAAUUUAUAUCGGCAAUUGAUCUUUAACAGUUUUUUAGGCCAAGGCCAAGGUAAAAUUGCCACUGACGACAUCCAUCCUUUGUGUUCUGCUAAGUCUAUACCCCUCUAGAAAAUAAAUUAUCUUCGUAAACUGGGUCAGAAGACUGUAAAAUAUGCAACUAAGGGCGUUCCUGACAGUCAUUCAAAUUGCCUCAUGACUUCCACGCAGACGGUUAGGCGUUUAUGCAGCUAGCAAUGCCAAUGUCACUGAUAUUUGUCUGAUUAGUUUAGCGCUGUUAUAAGUAAGGUAAGGUAAGCGUGUUCACGUAGAAAAAAUACACUAAAAAGUACCACAUUUCAACCUGGUAGCGAUCUUAGUCAUUCAGAAGUCAUUUACCUCGUAAUUUCAGUGCGUUGGUCCACGUAUGAAAUCUGACCUUUCUGUGCUAAACGGUACAUUCAGUGUCCACAAUUCUUCAACAAGAUCCGCUCUUGCAUGAAUUUCAAAUCGGUUGCAGGCAUUACCACGUUGGAGGACUGUAGCCUAUUGAUGCGUUUGCCGUUAUAUUGAGCCUAGAUCUUUACAUCUUGCUUUUGCGUCUCAGAUGUUAUAAAUGCAGGAAUACGAAUUCUUAUUCAUACCAUAAUUCUAGUAUUAUGAUCAAUUGCUGUAAUCUUUUGCCGUUAUAAUAGCGAGGAACUUAACUUCCGCGAGUAUAUGCGGAAACUUGCGCGCUUCCGGAAGCCAACAUCAAGCAGUCAGACCGAGUAUAACAGUCGUGAGGCCAAAUUACAAUUCCUUUUCGGAAUGUACGAUCUGGACACUGACCAGAAAAUAUCUCGGAGUGAAUUACUCAGUGUUUUGCAGAUGAUGGUUGGCGCUAACGUGACGAUGGAUCAAGUAUGUUAAUUCUUUAAACUUCGUGUGCCCUUACGGCAGACAUCUCACAUACCGCUUCCUUAAAGUCCCGUUUGCUGUUUUUCCUGCCCACUUACAGUUCAUUAGCUAACAUACAUUCAUUCUAACUGGUUCUUCUAGAUAAACCGGAUUGGUGAGAGAACUAUGGCUGAAGCCGAUAUCAACUGCGAUGGCUUUAUUACCUACGAGGAGUUUAAGACGGUAAGUACUACUUCCAAUCAUGCAUGGGGGACCACUAAUCUCACUUGCUUCGACUAGCAGUGGUAUUUCUUAAGAUGGUCCCAGAUCCCACGGUACAAGUCGUAAUUCGUUUGAAGACGCGGUAGUAUGGUAUAAACAGAGUUUUCUGUCUACAUUAUGCGUGGGUUGCGCUUCAAUUUGUAAUACGUCCACGUUGGAGCCUUACUGAAUGACGGACAAUAGUCGGCUUACGAUGCCGCUUUGGCUUACUAUAUACCCGCGGCUAGCUGAUUUUCCUGACCACAGUCCAGCUUCGCCUGAAAAUAUGAUGUCUCAAAAUCUGCGCUAGUUCAUUUGGCCGACAAGAGGGCCAGCCCACUUCAAGUUAUAUUCCCAAUGAAGGCCAUUCCGCUUUACGUCGUCUGGGGAUUCGCCGAGUAGUCUAUAGAUAUGUUAACAGAAAGGUGUCUUCUUGCCGGUGUUCUUGUCCUGGGAUGAAGGACAGUUGAUUUUUUUGCUGUAUGCCGACCUUGUGCGUUUUUUAAACUUCAUUGUCAUGGAACACUUCUUGUUUUGACAAUUUAGAAAUUUAAAAGUGCAGAGAACGGAGCAGAAGUGGGUGACUGAACAGCGAACCCUAGACUCGUGAAUCAGAGACUUAAGACCUCCGCGGGCUCUCAUUAUGGGCGACGGAAGCAAUCUUGGUAUGUCACAAUGGAUCAUGGAUACAUACACUGGAUCGUGUAUGCCACGAAGGGUCGAUGUGUUGCUCGGCCUUAUGUGAUAACGGUUCCACCACAGAUCAAAAGACUAGAUGUAGAGGACAAUUGUUCACUUCGUCGACGUUGAUAGCCUCGUCUGCCUUCCCGGAUCCAGGCGUCAGAUGAAAUAUUUCGUCACCCACUUUUCUUAUUAUAAUUUACUUCGACCUGACGCUGUCUCGGCACCACUUAAAGACUUUGGGACCUCAAGGUAGAGGACGAUUUCAUAGUGGUCCUUGGGAAUUUCUUUGAGGUAACAGUCCGUCGUGAACCACAUCAUCGCUUCCUGCAAGCUCGCCUUAAAAAGUGAACGUUAGUGAGACGAAGUUACUGCCUGGCGGCUUUUCAUCACAAGUGUCCCCCACCCUCAUAGCUGGAGUCAAGACGACUGACCUUUUUAUCCAACUCGGCUCUUCUAAACCACCAGUAAUCGCUUUUUAGAAAAGAACUCACAUAAAGCAUUUGUGGUUGAUUCCGAAAGCAUCUGUGUUGUUUCAGGGGUUUAGUAUAAAUCAUUGUCAAAUGUAUGAGGCUGCGGAUAAGUCGUCCUGUUUUACGGCUAUUGAUUUACGAAACAUCUGCGCUUUACCAACCUCAUCUGACAGACCCCAUGGGCAAUGUGGGGUUUGACCUCCGAUUAGGGAACUUUCCUAGUGAUGUAGUGAAAAAUGCCACCUUAGAUGGCCUAGUCGCUCACGCCGUCGGUCCGAUUGAGAGCUCGUCCACGAUGUCAUCCCGGAGUUUGUGUUGCGCUGCCCCUAUACCGUCCAGUUGGAAAAGUGAACAAGUAUGACCAGAUCAGGCCUGGCGACUGGGCUGAUGUCCUCGGUACUGCUGAUAGGAACGUCAACUAGACAGCGACCACUAGACUCACAACUGUUAAGCUCAGCGCCUGGGUACUAGUUAUUCACCAGCCAUCCACCGUUGUGCACAGUCGUUAGAUAGCUCUUAUCUCGGGCUUCUUGAAGAGCCAAUUAUUAGCUGUGCCGAUCACGAGAAGACCAACACACUUCAUGCUUCCUUCAUUUAUUAGUCAGCCCCUCCCCCUGGUAUAAGAUGCCUCUUCUACUUUUAACCCUGUAGGCUGUUGAGAAUGUGGAUAUUGAGAACAAAAUGAGCAUUCACUUUCUGGAUUAA